UUCAGGAAGAUGAAGUGCAUUUGAAAUAUCAUCUCUCGGAGACGAGACAUUUCUGGCUCGCAGAGACCUAGUGAGCAAUUCCAGUAGCACAAGUCAACUUGGCACCAGUGUACUAGUACUUACACAGAACAAUGCAAUAUGAUUCACAGCAGGUAGAAGUGGAAGAAAUCAAUUGGGUUCUGUCUGCAGUUUACAGCAGCUCAUGAUCAGGUUUUAUAAACGGUGUUAACGAAGAUUACCACAAUGAAUUUUAGCACAACUGUAAUGGCGGGCACAACAGCUGCACGCUCCAAUGCUGUUAUAGGAUACGGUAGUGCCAACGACACAAGUAGCACGGGGCUUCAUGUUAUCCAGGUCGCCCUGCAGCCAUCUUCAACCACAACAUUGGCGAUGACAACAACAUCAACAACGACAGCAACAGUAUCAUCUGGGGCUCAUGUCAGCAGUGCAUUGGCCUAUGUGUUGAUACCUUUGGCAACACUGUUUAUCAUUGGAUUGGCAGUAUUUUUGAUUAUAUUCAUAGUACGACGUAAAAGAAUUGACAAGUUACGUCAUGCCAUGAUGCCAGUGUAUAGCUACGAUCCUGAGGAGGAAGGCGGGGACUGGGAGUCGGAACUCCUGGAAGAUGACAGAGAGGCUCAAAGGUCACUUAAUGUAAAGCAUACCAGCCCGGGCAGUCCAGAACUGAAAUUUCAUCCUGACCAUCUGCAACUUUAACCACAAUUCAGCACACAUUCCAGCAAUAUUGUGACAAAAAUGACCCACAACUACCCUGGAUAAAAAUAAUGAUUUAAAUUUUAAGAUUGUUGUGAAAACAAACUACUAAUGAAACUCGAUGUGUGUCAUCUUUGCAAUCCAAGUGUAAUCAGUUGUAUCCAUAACCAGUCAUAGUCUAUGAGUGCAUUCCCAUAGAAUUAGAUCGAUCUAUCAA
Molecule: messenger RNA, 931 nt
Organism: Lingula anatina
Lineage: Eukaryota; Metazoa; Brachiopoda; Lingulata; Lingulida; Lingulidae
Source: RefSeq, a predicted model, not a curated record